Molecule: messenger RNA, 1072 nt
Organism: Parastagonospora nodorum SN15
Lineage: Eukaryota; Fungi; Ascomycota; Dothideomycetes; Pleosporales; Phaeosphaeriaceae
Exons: 2
Coding region: 3-719 (238 amino acids)
Biological process (GO): TRAMP-dependent tRNA surveillance pathway; poly(A)-dependent snoRNA 3'-end processing; exonucleolytic trimming to generate mature 3'-end of 5.8S rRNA from tricistronic rRNA transcript (SSU-rRNA, 5.8S rRNA, LSU-rRNA)
Cellular component (GO): nuclear exosome (RNase complex); cytoplasmic exosome (RNase complex)
Molecular function (GO): RNA binding
Source: RefSeq, a predicted model, not a curated record
CCAUGGCAACACUCGUUCUGCCUGGCGACGAGAUCCCACCUCAUGCGCUGCCAACUGGCACCGGGAAGCGCAAGACAUUGAAACUUGGCCCCGGACUGCGACACAUCCCACCCAGCACCGUAGUAACAACCGUCGCGGGCGCACUGGUGACCGACAACAAGAAGAACGCAGCAUCCGUAGAAACCAACAGCGGUCGAUACAUCCCCUACCCCAACGACCUCGUCAUCGCCACGGUCAACAACUCCACCGGCGAAUCCUUCAACUGCCUGCUCUCCCCGCACACCCCCUUCGCCGCCCUCCCGCACCUCGCCUUCGAAGGCGCCACAAAAAAGACCCGCCCGCAACUUCCCCCCAACUCCCUCAUCUACACGCGCAUCGUCUCCUGCCCGCGCGACAGCGCGCCCGAACUCACCUGCGUGGACCCGGCGACUGGAAAGUCCGAAGGACUAGGCCUACUCAAGGGCGGCAUGGUGUUCCCAAUUAGUCUGGGCAUGGCGAGGAGAUUGUUGGCGCCCAAGGAAGAAUUGGUGUUGCUGGAGGAGCUGGGCAAGAAGAUUGGGUUUGAGAUUACGGUGGGCAGGAACGGGGUUGUGCAUGUUGAUGCGGGGAGUGUGGGCAGGACGUUGGCGGUGGGCAAGGCGCUUCAGAGAGUGGAUGAGGAGGCCGUGGGCGAAGCGGGCCAGAGGAAGAUGGUGGGCGAGAUUUUGAAGAAGAUUUGAACAUGUAGAAGACGAGGGGUUUUUCGAAUCGCCCGUCGUGAAGUCUACAAGCCGUGGCUUUGGGAAAGUCAGGGCUCGUCCUGAAGACGUAUUCAAGACAGAUGCUGGGCAAGAACAACGUCAACGCAGACGUCUGGUCGGGCGUGGCAUGUUUAAGCCUACACUAUGGAGACGUCUCAUACCCGCCUCUAGAAGGCGUCACAGCCCGUCACAGGAGCGCAAGUUUGCCGGCAUGUCUGGCAACAAGAUGGGACUACUGUGCAUGGGAGUCGCUAAGUGACAUCACGAAGCAAGCAGGUAUCAGAGGCGCAAGGAUGAAGCGGAACACAGAAGUGUAGCAGAAACACACAAAA